AUGUACCCCAACUCACAGUCAGCCAGACACCCGGCUCAGACUCUGUCACUGAACAGCCAGUACUUUCAGCCACCGUAUGACUUCACCAGUUAUCAUCAUGUCCCGGGAGUCGGUGAGCCGUCGACAAGCGCCUGGAACUCCGUCUACGCUCCCCGGGAGGAGUAUCCGUACAGCUGGUCCAGCCCCAACGCCGGGCAGGUCAGCUUCUCCUCCCCGGAGCUGAGCGUCACAACUAACGCAGCGGGAGGAGCGUACAACUUCAUCUCCGGACAGGACGCCCUCAGCACCAGGAGGAGACCACAUGAACCCAUCAGACCGUCCUUCUCAGGAACGAAGACACGCACUAAGGACAAGUACAGGGUGGUGUACACUGACCAGCAACGCCUAGAGCUGGAGAAGGAGUUUCAAUACAACCGAUAUAUCACCAUGAAGAGGAAGACCGAGCUGUCAAUGGAACUGAGCCUCUCUGAGAGACAGGUGAAGAUCUGGUUUCAGAACAGACGUGCCAAAGAGAGGAAAAUAAACCGCAAGAAGCUGCAGCAUUCUCAGCAGGCCUCCACAACUACACCCACCCCACCAGCGCUGGGUGGACACGCUGACACCCACAUCACCACCAGCCCCAGAGACAACAUUUUGUCUGACACUAUAUCAGAGGAAUACUAGGUGGAUUUCAUAUUGAAGACUGAUACAGCGUGAAAUAUGUACAUAGCCUUAUUUGUAUUUUUAUAACUUUACCACACAAUGAACGAAGAUGAUUCACAUCAACAUGAUGUUAUGAUUCUGCACCUCCUGCUUUCACAAAGACAAGCACACAUGUCUGUAGCAUUGAUCAUCUCUGGUGGGAAUUUGCCAAUCAAAGGACUUCAGUGUGUUUAUAUGGAUCAUUUUCAGCACCAAGAUACUGAUUUUAAGGACAAAUAUUCACUGGAUAACGUUUGAAUUGUCAAACUUGAUUUUCUUCUUUACAAUGUUGCUUGAAGCCAAGUUCUUCUUUCUUAAAGAGAAUGUUGAAAUGUUGGUGGAUAAUACAUCUAUAGUCAAGUGUCUGCUUCAUGAGAAAAUAGUUUCAACCCUAUUUGAAAGUGCAAGAGAAAAUACAUCUUAAAAUCAUACUUGAACAUAAAAAUGAAAAUGAAUAAUACAGAUUCUGUCAACAAAAAAGGGAAGCGAAUGAUGCUUAUACAUUUCUUUAUUAGCAUUUGAAAUAGAGAGGAAAUAGAGAGAGAGCAGAGUGUUACAGUUCUUACUUCUAAGGAAAGAAGGAAAAAAACGUAACACGAAGUUCAAAACCUAUUUAAUGAUCUUUCUGUUGGAAUGUUGAGGCAGGAUUUAUCAUUUAAAAGAAAAAUCAUUCAAAAGUAUAGACCAAUGGGUUUCAAUUAGGGAGGAUGGCAGCUGUGUUUAGUGUGAUGGAAAUGAUGAAUGAACAGAAUUGUGUUUUGUUUUUUAAAUAAAUAAAAGUAGCAUGAAAACACCAAUGUUGUCAUUUGGCAUUUAACAGGUGUAUAAUAAGACAUACAAAUGAUUGGGUUGAACACUUUCUGUUUUGACUGAAAGUGUCUGUUUUUUUUUUUUUUUUUUUGCAACAGAAUUUGCAAUAAUAUAACAAGGAACUGAGAUCAAGAGUGUAUAAAAAGGGCCGUGGAAUAUCACGCACAGACAGCUUAGCCACAUCCUGAAAAACAGCUGCUACAUGACUCAUGGUUCACCAACACUGUACAGCAAAAUGCAGACAUUCAGCUUUGUCAGAGAACUUUUAAAUGAAAAAAGUCACUGCGUAUCCAGUCUUUUGGGACUUACAGAAAAUAUGUAUGGAAUGUUAAAGUAUGUACUACAUUGUACAUGUUAAAACACUAACACAUUGUUCUUGUUUGUAUGGCACUUUAAAGAAGAGGAAGGAAAAGUUGCAAAUGUAGACAUUUAAAUGAAGCGCCGGAGGAUUGCAAAAAGCUUUUCAAAAUAAACCACUGUACCACCAACUUUGUGCAAAUCAUCAUGUAUUUGUCAAUCAUUGUGUUAAGUGAAAUUCCCCUGUCU
Messenger RNA from Anoplopoma fimbria (sablefish), 2037 nucleotides. RefSeq names its product homeobox protein CHOX-CAD-like. Gene Ontology annotation, cellular component: nucleus. Lineage: Eukaryota; Metazoa; Chordata; Actinopteri; Perciformes; Anoplopomatidae. Gene Ontology annotation, molecular function: DNA-binding transcription factor activity, RNA polymerase II-specific; RNA polymerase II transcription regulatory region sequence-specific DNA binding. Bases 1 to 663 code for a protein of 220 amino acids. The transcript is spliced from 3 exons. The record is from RefSeq and is a predicted model, not a curated record. Gene Ontology annotation, biological process: anterior/posterior axis specification; regulation of transcription by RNA polymerase II; cell differentiation.